AUUGCCAUUCUUCAUUUUCCGCAUUACAGUACCCCCAUCACUUCGUCAAAUUCCGCAUUCACCACAUUCAUCAUCAUCAUCAUCAUCAUCAUCAUCAUCAUCUUGCUUUUGAUUCAUCACUUCUCGCACUCACUGUAAUUUGAUCCCAUUCCCCUCAAAAUCACCAUGCACUCUCUACUGCUAAGAAUGAUGCACUAAAGGAGACUGCAUUAGUUCUUCUGCUGAAGUUGUGGGAAAAUUUGUGUUCUGACUAAGAGCUAUUUUACUCAGAGAAUAGAGCGCUCAUUUUGUUCUAUCAAGAACUGAAGGAGGUUUAGGCCCAUGAUAUAUUGAUAUUUACCUGAACUAGGAAGACCAUGGCGCGAGCUUCACCAUUACUUAUAAUAUUUUUGGUUUUUGGUUCUUCCUUUGCCACAUAUAACCUGGUAACGAUGAUAAUCCGCUAUGGAUCUUCAGAAAGUGUGGCUACUGAUGAUGGUGCAUUAUUUUUUGACCCCAUUAUUGAGAUGCCUGACCAUGUAAAGAAUCGGAAGACGUCUAAAGCACCCUUUCAUGUUGCCUUAACAGCAACUGAUGCUCCAUAUAACCAAUGGCAAUGCCGCAUCAUGUACUACUGGUAUAAAAGACAACGGAAUUCACCUGGCUCUGAGAUGGGAGGAUUCACUAGAAUUCUGCAUUCUGGAAAACCUGACAACUUGAUGGAUGAAAUUCCUACUGUUGUGGUGGAUCCUCUUCCAGCAGGUCUGGACCGGGGAUACAUUGUUCUGAAUAGACCAUGGGCCUUUGUUCAAUGGCUGGAAAAAGCUAAAAUCGAAGAAGAGUAUGUUUUAAUGGCAGAGCCUGAUCACGUAUUUGUACGCCCUCUUCCCAAUCUGGCUUAUGGAGAAAAUCCAGCUGCUUUUCCGUUUUUUUACAUUAGGCCUGAUCAGAAUGAAAAAAUCAUAAGGAAGUAUUAUCCUGAGGAGAAAGGACCAGUAACAAAUAUUGAUCCGAUUGGCAAUUCUCCUGUAAUUAUCAAAACGGAUGUGAUUGCUAAGAUUGCUCCGACAUGGAUGAAUGUUUCUUUGAAGAUGAAAGAGGACCCAGAGACCGAUAAAGCUUUCGGAUGGGUACUAGAAAUGUAUGCUUAUGCGAUAGCAUCUGCCCUGCAUGGUGUGAGGCAUAUUCUGCGGAAAGACUUCAUGCUACAGCCCCCAUGGGAUCUCGAAACUCACAAUAAGUACAUAAUUCAUUAUACUUAUGGGUGUGACUACAAUCUUAAGGGUGAAUUAACUUAUGGUAAAAUUGGUGAGUGGAGAUUUGACAAAAGGUCACAUCUACGAGGACCUCCGCCAAGAAACUUGCCCUUACCCCCACCAGGGGUUCCUGAAAGUGUGGUGACUCUUGUAAAGAUGGUGAACGAGGCUACUGCUAACAUCCCCAAUUGGGACACUCCGUAAAUACUUUUUUUUUUCUUCCUUCAUUAUGAUAUUCAAAGUGCAUGUUUUGAAAGGAAAAAAAAAUAUAGACGUUGUGACAACAUUUUCCCCCCUUUAGUUUACUCAUAGAAUCACAGAUCAAUGUACUUCGCUGUAACCUUUAUAUGACUAUUUAAUUAGAGGACAGAUCUUUUAUU
This is a messenger RNA of Lotus japonicus, 1615 nucleotides long. Its product is annotated as hydroxyproline O-arabinosyltransferase RDN2. The transcript is spliced from 9 exons. Gene Ontology annotation, molecular function: glycosyltransferase activity. NCBI's taxonomy places the organism in Eukaryota, Viridiplantae, Streptophyta, Magnoliopsida, Fabales, Fabaceae. The record is from RefSeq and is a predicted model, not a curated record. The coding region runs from base 357 to 1439 and encodes 360 amino acids.